GGCGGUCACACCAAAUAUAGUGAAAGUGCGUAACACAAGAUCGCGCAAAAACAAACUCCUCCUUUCGCUCUGAAACUCUCGCGCAGUAGGGGAAAGCUCUCUCUCAUCUCCUCGUCGCUAGUUAAGUUAUGGCGUGGAGCAUCCGAUCCAAACCGGUCCUUGUCGUGCUUCUCCUACAGUUGUGCUUCCUGCUCAUCUCUCCGUCGCUCGCAAUUUCUCCAGAGUCUCCUGAUGGUUACACCAUUCAUGGCCGAGUGAAGAUCCCGAGUCUGGGGGUGAAAGGGUUUGGUCUUCAUGGAAAAAUAUCUAAUAUCAAAGUCAUACUAAAUGGUGGCCAAAGUGUUACCUAUCUGAGGCCUGACGGGUUUUUCUCAUUCCAUAAUGUACCUGCAGGGACUCAUCUAAUUGAAGUGUCUGCAAUAGGUUAUUUCUUUUCUCCGGUCCGAGUUGAUGUUAGUGCCAGAAACCCAGGCAAGGUUCAGGCAGCACUGACUGAGAAUAGGAGGGGUCUACUUGAAUUUGUUUUAGAGCCACUGAGGGAGGAACACUAUUAUGAGAUAAGGGAACCCUUCUCCAUAAUGUCUGUCGUAAAGAGCCCGAUGGGUUUGAUGGUUGGAUUUAUGGUGAUUGUUGUGUUUGUGAUGCCCAAACUAGUGGAGAACAUGGAUCCUGAAGAAAUGAGGCGAACCCAAGAAGCAAUGGGAAAUGGAGGGCUGGCAAGCAUGUUACCGGGUGCUGCUGCGAGGAAUUAAACAGUUGAAUAGAAAUCCACAACCCUCUAUGCAGAUGGAGCACUUGUGUUUUCUAGAUCAGGAGCUGAGAUAUUGUGUACCAUUAUGCCCUAGGGGUUUUGUUUUAUUCCCAGCAAAACUGAUACUGUAGCAUUAUUAUUCUUUGAAGCUAAGAAACGCGAUGUUAUCAUGCCGACAAUACAUUUUUGUUUCUGUAUUAAUGUUAACUUGAUUUCUACGUUUCUGAUGAA
Molecule: messenger RNA, 982 nt
Organism: Rosa rugosa (rugosa rose)
Lineage: Eukaryota; Viridiplantae; Streptophyta; Magnoliopsida; Rosales; Rosaceae
Product: ER membrane protein complex subunit 7 homolog
Exons: 7
Coding region: 129-752 (207 amino acids)
Cellular component (GO): EMC complex
Molecular function (GO): carbohydrate binding
Source: RefSeq, a predicted model, not a curated record